CUCUCGAUCUGUCUCUCAUCAUCUCUCAGAGAGAAUUGAGGAGAGAGUACGAAAUCAGAGAGCCAAGCACUGUUAUCUCUGUUAAUCUCAGUAACACGCCAUAAAACAUGUCUUCUUCAGGCUUCAGCGGUGAUGAAACGGCACCGUUCUUCGGCUUUCUCGGAGCUGCUGCUGCCCUAGUUUUCUCUUGUAUGGGUGCUGCAUAUGGAACUGCAAAGAGUGGGGUUGGUGUCGCCUCCAUGGGAGUUAUGCGGCCUGAACUCGUCAUGAAAUCGAUUGUCCCGGUUGUUAUGGCUGGAGUUUUGGGGAUAUAUGGGUUGAUUAUUGCUGUAAUUAUUAGUACGGGUAUAAACCCAAAGGCCAAAUCUUAUUACUUGUUUGACGGGUAUGCCCAUUUGUCGUCGGGUCUUUCUUGUGGUCUGGCUGGUCUUUCCGCAGGAAUGGCAAUUGGGAUUGUUGGUGAUGCAGGAGUUCGGGCUAACGCACAGCAGCCCAAGUUGUUUGUGGGUAUGAUCCUUAUCCUCAUCUUUGCUGAAGCACUUGCUCUCUAUGGUCUCAUUGUGGGGAUCAUUCUCUCAUCCCGAGCAGGCCAGUCUCGUGCAGAUUAAAGAAGGGCGAUGUUGGUUUUCCUGCUAGUCUUGACAUUGUAAUCAAAAUAUUGAGAUCAUUGGCUGCAACUGGUCUAUAUUUAUGUUAAAAAACUUCAUACUUCCGUGAGAGUUCUUAAUCUUCUGGAUUCUGUAAUGAGUAUACUACCAAUGUCUGAUGAUUGCUUUCAUACAUGUCGUUUUAAAGAUGUUUUACUUUAAAACCGCUUUUUAUGGAGAUGUUAACCAGUGCCAUACUGUAUUACUGCUCCUGUAUGAAUUUUUCUUCAGGCUUCCUCUGUUUAUGAGUAAGUUAUGGAAUGUGACGAAAUGAUUUAUUUUCACUUUUUAA
Molecule: messenger RNA, 939 nt
Organism: Cornus florida
Lineage: Eukaryota; Viridiplantae; Streptophyta; Magnoliopsida; Cornales; Cornaceae
Product: V-type proton ATPase subunit c4
Exons: 3
Coding region: 108-608 (166 amino acids)
Biological process (GO): proton transmembrane transport
Cellular component (GO): proton-transporting V-type ATPase, V0 domain
Molecular function (GO): proton-transporting ATPase activity, rotational mechanism
Source: RefSeq, a predicted model, not a curated record